GGAAGACCGGAAGUCCUCCAGCCCCCACCUGCCUCCAGGCUCCCUUCGGUCCCACUCCUCAGCUCCGUGCGCAAGGUCGUGUCCCGGAAGUGAAGUGGCCAUGUUGGUGGGUGACCCCAGGAGAGUUACCGGGAGAGAGGCGAGUCCCGAGGAGUGGAAGUGUGCGCGGUCCGCAGCCUGACGCCCAGCCCCUGUCAGUCCCCCAUGGCCCCAUGGAGCCGAGAGGCGGUGCUGAGUCUCUACCGGGCUCUGCUGCGCCAAGGCCGAGAGCUUCGCUACACUGAUCGAGACUUCUACUUUGCCUCCAUUCGCCGUGAGUUCCGGAAAAAUCAGAAGCUAGAGGAUCCUGAGGCCCGGGAGAGGCAGCUGGAAAAGGGCCUGGUAUUCCUCCACAGCAAACUGGGAGGGAUUAUUUAGGAUCCUCUCCUUUCCCCUCCCAUCCUAAUUCCAAGGGAAAGAGGACAAAAGUGCCUUCCAUAGACACGCCUGCCUCUCUCCCACCUCCACCUCACAGAUGCAGUAAGAAGCCUCAGGUGAGCAAUGGCAGGCGCUGGUGAGCGCAAAAGCAAGAAGGAUGAUAAUGGCAUCGGGACGGCCAUUGAUUUUGUGCUCUCCAAUGCCCGGCUGGUGCUGGGGGUGGGUGGAGCAGCCAUGCUGGGCAUUGCUACACUGGCGGUUAAGCGGAUGUAUGAUAGGGCAAUCAGUGCCCCUACCAGCCCCACCCGCCUGAGCCAUUCAGGGAAAAGGAGCUGGGAAGAACCAAACUGGAUGGGCUCCCCCCGAUUGCUCAACAAGGACAUGAAGACAGGCCUGAGCAGGUCCCUACAGGCCCUUCCCACAGGCUCCUCGGCCUUUGACACAGAUACAUUCUGCCUGCCCCGGCCCAAGCCAUUGGCCAGGAAGGGCCAGGUAGACUUGAAGAAGUCACGACUCCGCAUGUCCCUGCAGGAGAAACUUCUUACUUACUACCGGAACCGGGCGGCCAUCCCUGCUGGCGAGCAGGCUCGGGCCAAGCAAGCUGCCGUGGACAUAUGUGCCGAGCUCCGGAGCUUCCUGCGGGCCAAGUUGCCUGACAUGCCACUUCGGGACAUGUACCUGAGUGGCAGCCUCUAUGAUGACCUGCAGGUGGUGACAGCCGACCACAUCCAACUCAUCGUGCCCCUUGUGCUGGAGCAGAACCUGUGGUCGUGUAUCCCCGGAGAGGACACCAUCAUGAACGUCCCCGGCUUCUUCCUGGUUCGCCGGGAGAACCCAGAGUACUUUCCUCGUGGUAGUAGUUACUGGGACCGCUGUGUAGUAGGGGGCUACCUCUCUCCAAAGACAGUGGCAGACACGUUCGAAAAGGUAGUGUCUGGCUCCAUCAACUGGCCGGCCAUCGGGUCCCUCUUGGACUAUGUGAUUCGACCGGCCCCACCCCCAGAGGCUCUGACUCUGGAAGUGCAGUAUGAGCGUGACAGGCAUCUCGUCAUUGACUUCCUGCCAUCGGUGACCCUUGGUGACACUGUCUUGGUGGCCAAACCACACCGGCUAGCCCAGUAUGACAACCUGUGGCGGCUGAGCCUGCGUCCUGCCGAGACGGCGCGCUUGCGGGCUCUGGACCAGGCCGACUCUGGCUGCCGCUCUCUGUGCCUCAAGAUCCUCAAGGCCGUGUGCAAGUCCACUCCGGCCCUGGGUCACCUCACUGCCAGCCAGCUCACCAACGUCAUCCUCCAUGUGGCCCAGGAGGAGGCUGACUGGUCUCCCGAUGUGCUGGCUGACCGAUUCCUGCAGGCCCUGAGGGGACUGAUCAGCUACUUGGAGGCCGGAGUCCUGCCCAGUGCCCUAAACCCCAAGGUGAACUUAUUUGCAGAGCUCACCCCUGAGGAAAUAGACGAAUUGGGAUACACUCUCUAUUGCUCACUGUCUGAGCCGGAGGUGCUGCUGCAGACGUAGGGCAGGUGAAGGCAGGUGUCGAGCGGUCAGGCCCUGGAUUCUCUGUUAGAAACACUUGGUUCCAUAGUUGAUGCCUCACAGGGUCCCUAGGUGCCUCCCGUCUUUGCUGGUCAUCGCCCUGGGCAUUUCAUGCUGAUUAGAAAGGUAUCCCUCUCUCCUCUUUUCUCACCAACCAUUUCUAUUUUUGUUACCAAACACUGUGCUCCCUACUCUUCCCCUCCCCCUCGCUCCAGGCUAGUUUUUCUUGGAAUGAAUUGAGAAGGUGGAGCAGUGGCCUGAACUGUGGAGACCACUUGGUGUUUUGCAUUUCGGCACAGGUCUGCUGUGUCUGCCCUGCCACCUGCCCCUUUUCAGUGUCGUCUCUUUUUCCACCUGUUCACACCUGUUUUGCUUUUUUUUCUGGAGCACAUCUGCCUAAUCAAGAUGCUGCCUUUUAGUUGACUGUCACUGAAGUUAUGAUUGCAUGUUUCAAACUGAACUCUGCAGAGAGCGCCCAGACAGUAUUUAGGGUUUCUAGGGGUAAAGCUGGUGGAAAAGCUGGCCUUUGACCCAGGUUCCUGGAAAAGAAGCCCAUCCCCCCCCGCCCCAACCUCUCGGCCAACUCAUAUCCAGAAGUGCUAAGAAGGUCUCUCAUGGGAGCACUGUUGUUGCCGCACACGGGAGUGAGGGCUCAAGAUAAACUGCAUGCGUAGUUAUUCGGAGACUGUGUUUCUUAGUGGCCAUCAGUGAGUGUAGAGUGGGGGAACCUGGAGGUGGUGGAGAGGGUCUGCGUGCCUGAUGUCUGUGCCUGGUCCAGCCCGGCACCACUGCGUGCGGGAGUCAGACAAAGACCGGGAGGGAAGGGGCUGUUGUUUGCCCCUUCCCCACCUUCUUGCCAAUUAGGACAAGGCCUUCAAGGACACAGUCUUAGUGCUAGAGGUUCAGCUAGACAGGCGGCUGAACGUCAGUGACCAUGUUUCUCCCACGUCAGGCCCUGCCUUUCUAGGAUGUUGCCUUAGAGGAAGAACGGGCCCAGCAGCCAGCCCUCCGCUCCCCAGUGUCUGUCACAGGAACGUGAUGGGGGUGUUUGCUGAGCUCUCCAGGCACCUCCAGAGGCCAGAGGACAGGCGUAUAUGCACAGACCUCUUCCCCCUGUCCUGUCUCUCACCCAGCACCUGGGAAACCGGUGCUACCUAGGAAGAGAGCGUAUGGCUGAAACACAUAUGAGAGGGAGGUGGGUACUUGCCACGUUCCUUCUUGUUUCCUGCUGCUAGAAUUGCACUAUUUAUUGCAAUGUAAAAAGUAUCCUGAGAGUGGGGAGGAAAGUUUAAUAUACAAGUCAGUGCAUCUUCUUGUUCUGUGUUUAUUUUUUCCUGUUUGUGCCAAGGGGCUGAUGAUAAUUCUGUUUCUGAUCUGCCCAUCCAGUAUUUUGUUCUCCUCCCAUCAAAUCCUAUUAUUAUUUUUAUUCUUACUACCUCUCCAUCAGUGAGAUUCUGGUGAAGCUCUCUGCAGCUGUCUCAUUCCUUCCCAAUGACCGCGACAUGAAGUGACUCUUUAAAUAGCAUUGAAACCUUAGCUUCCCUUUGAAUUUAAGGUAGAGCUUCUUGUCCCCUUUUUUGUCCUGGAUUAGGAGGUUGAGAACUAGGGUUAACCUUGGCUAUAUUUGGAGACUCUUCCUGCCUCUUCUCUCAUAUACAUGUGAAGCUUCCCUAAAAUGGUUCAGUUGUUUCAUUUGUAUGAAGACAUUGAGAGAGAAUGAAAAAUAGAAAGCCCAGAGCCCUGAGAGAGAGUCUCCAUCCUGGCUGUUCAUUACAAUCAACUUGGAGUUUAUAAAACACUCCAUAUGCCUGAGUGCUACCCUGGGGGAUUGGUGUAGAGGGUGUCCACAGAGGGUGGAGCCUGGCACUGACUGUUCCAUUGCGCCCAUCUGGUGUCACUGGAAGGAAGGGAGAGGGGAGGGCUGAAUGUGUUGGAAAAGCAUGGGUUUGUCUUCAUUCAGAUAAAGGAUUUGGUUUUCCCAAUGUGAAUAUUAUAAAACCUGUAAUUUUCCCAAGCUGGAGUCUGACCAAAUUCCAUAUAAAACAUUGGAAGGAGAGCUCAAAAAAGAAAAGAUUUUAAAGAUCAAAUCCCAAAUUAUCAAAGCCAAGUGUAAUGGUGAUUUGAGUUUAUCUCCUCUUAAAGAGCAUCUUUCUAAGGGCAGCUCUGUCUCUUACCUAUGUUUCACAAAACCAAAAACCAUAACUGCCAUUUCACAAGCAAGAACCUCUUAGAAGUCCUCAGAACUAGAAGCGGUGGGAAUCCUUGGCUCAGGUCCUGGUGGGUUUGCUGACUGAGAUGGGGCAAGUCUCAUCGUAAUACCUGGAUGACAGUCCAGUGCUUUGAGAUUCUUGGUUGGAGGAGGGGACUACCCCCCGCCCCAACACACACACAUUUUUUUUUUUUUUAAUCUUUGGGGAAAGAUGUAGGGCCUUUUCCUGCUUUUCUGCCUUUCUACUCAGUAACUCCCACGUUUGCCUGAAGUAACAGCAUCUGCUCCUACUUCUCCAUCUGGAAGUUUCUUGCACCAUCUAGGUUAGCAAAGCACAUAGCCUAAUGCUUGAAGACAGACUCAUCACCUUGAAAACCCAAUCAAUUCCAAAGUGUAAUUUGCUUUUCCCUGUUGCCCCUUCCUAAAACGUGAGUUCAGGACAACAGUAUUUUUCUUUAUAUGCUUGGUUGUGACUUUUUUUUUCAAAUAAAAAAAUAAUUGAAGCUCA
Messenger RNA from Delphinapterus leucas (beluga whale), 4667 nucleotides. The record is from RefSeq and is a predicted model, not a curated record. Lineage: Eukaryota; Metazoa; Chordata; Mammalia; Artiodactyla; Monodontidae.